Molecule: messenger RNA, 3527 nt
Organism: Caenorhabditis sp. 36 PRJEB53466
Lineage: Eukaryota; Metazoa; Nematoda; Chromadorea; Rhabditida; Rhabditidae
Source: the annotation of a GenBank genome assembly
AUGGAGGCGAGCAGUAGCGUGACGGCGAUGCAGAACAUCGACGAAACUCUGUCCGUUCAAAGCGAUUGGCAUUUAGCUCUCAAGUCAGUGAGCUAAUAAUUUCUUUCUCUCUGGAAACUCGAUUGCAAUCUAAUUAGAAGAGUUUGCAAUCUAAUAAGAAAAAACUCUAUUUCGCAAUCUAAUUAGAUUUAAUUGAAGUUCCAGUAAAAUCGUAUUAGAUUACAAUAUAUUUUUCCUGAAUUGCAAUCUAAUAAGAAAAAAUUGCAAUCUAAUUAGAAAACAUUGCAAUCUAAUUAGAAAAAUUGCAGUGAUUGUAAUCUAAUUAGAAGAUUUUGCAAUCUAAUUGAAGUAAAUUCUAUUUCAAACGAGUUCGUAUUAGAUUGCAAAGUUUUCUAAUUAGAUUGCGAUUGAGUUCCCAGAGCUCAAACAAAAAAAAACAUUUCCAGAGAGCCAAUAUCGCAGUUUUUUGUACGAGUGAAGCCGAACAAAGCGGAAAAGUCGGAAUACUUUGAUAUUCAAAUCACAAAGUUGGUGGAUGAGUACGGAUUAGCCGUUUUGCCCGGCAACGGAAACAUCAAAACGUCAGAGUUCACAGACGUCAAUUUGGACGAAAAAGUUGAGUAAAACCAGAAAUACAACUGACUUUUUUUUAAUUUUCAGAAAAAUUUGCACAUAACGUUCCAAGGGAAAACGACAAUCUUCAUGCCGCCGUCGAAAUCCGUUCGCGUCGCAGGACUCACUUCAGCUCCACGCGUCAUUGACUGUUCUUCAGGCGGAAUCACAAUUGUCUGCGCGGACGGCAGCGGAAAAUUCGUCGUUUCAUGUGCCAAAACUGCUCGAUUAUCGGUUGCUUUCAAAAAUGGCUAAAACUCACAAAAAAUAACGUGUGACUAUUCAGAAACUGUUGGAAGGCCACUUGAUGGAUGUCUAUCGGUGCGCCUACUUUCCCUCCGGCCGCGUCGUUCUUUCUGCCGGAAUGGACAUGACACUCCGCAUCUGGACGAGCAACGAAGGGCACUGCGUGCGCAUUUUCAAAGGACAUCGCGGUCCGAUCACCGGAAUCGGAAUCAUCGGCGUCGGCAGAGAUGUUCUCUCGUGCUCGAACGACGGAACCGCCCGUAUGUGGUGCUGCAAUACGUCGAAGACGACAGAAACGUGGAAGUUCGAUGCUGGAAAGUGCAGAGAUCUGAGAAUGUCGGCGGACAGACUCAGGUUCGCAGUGAUCUGUGAAAGGGCGUUGCUCUCUGUGAUUGAUUUGUUCGGGGAUAAGGUAAGUGCGCAUGAAAGUUCAUAACUGAAUCUUAUUUUCCUUUGAGACUCGACGUGACAUUCCCCUGCCGGCGCAACCAUCCGCUCUAUGUUUCUCGGGCGACAAUCACGGAGAAAUAGUUUUCGUUGGAUUCGGGAAUGGCCACGUGGCGGCGUACAGUGUGGUCAGAAAGUGUCAAGUCGGCGACAUCGACACUCGCAGAGGAUGCGUCAACAGUCUCAAGUUCCACAAAGGACGUCUUAUUUGUGCUUUCGAAACUGGCAGCGUGCUCGUCUACCAACUGCCGCCACUUCCGUCCGAUUCCUCGACUACCGCUCCUCCUAACAUUAUCGCCGCCGAAUACGAACUGACCGGCCCCGACUGCGAUCCGAUCUACGACGUCGCUGUUCGCGAAUCGACUGUCUACACUUGCUGUCGUGAUGGACUCGUUCGAAUGUAUAACUUGUAUUUGUAAAUCUGUCGAUUGUAAUUAUUUAUUUGAAGUUUCGGCCAUUCUCUUAUUUUUUGUUUUCGAUGAUUGUCAUCUGAUCUCUCAAUAUCUCUGUCAUAUCUUCAAUGUUCGAUGUAUGAUCGAACCCUUCAGAAUGAGCUGUCUCCGCCCGCUACACAGCCUCUACCUCACACAAAUUAGAUGGAAAACUGUCAAAUUCAAGCCAAAAGUACUUUUAUACUUCUAAUUUUUACAUUUUUGUUUUUCUCAGAUCGCAAAAACGAGACCGCUGAAAACGGCGUCGGCGCAAGCUCUCGAUCACUUUGACUUCUAUUACGGACCGCUUUUCGGUAAGAAAUGGCCGAGCAUCCGGCUUGGACUUCUCUCGCCGAAUCGCUAUCUGGCUGUGAUGAAUACGAUGAGCAGGAACUGGCAAGCGCACGAAGAGAUACUCGCGGACAUGGGCUCCAGAGAUUUUUUGGCCGGAAUCCGCGGAAAAAAUGACCAUGGAGUCAUUGAAACGAAGCGGAAAGCUGUUGAGGAAAGGGCGAAUGAGGAGACGCUGAGGGUGAAGCAGGAGAUUGCGGUAGAAGAGAUAAUCUGGAAGUUGGGCUGACAAAGAAGGACUUCUUUCAGAUUCCCUCCACGUCAUCAGAGCCCUCGGAAGAAGCACUGGAUGCCGAGCAAGAAUCGAUUUUCCGUUCGGCGGCAGGACUCGGCGAGUUCCGAGCCAGUCCCGGAGAACUGUCAUCCGGAUCACUGCAAAUGGGCAAAGGGCCGAUAAAUAACACGAACGUGGAAGUCACCGGAUUCGAGGGAGAAGGCGUUCGCAUUCCGAAGAGGGACCACUUUAUGUACUACCCGACGAACCUGCGGGUGCGCGCCUUCGAACGGGCGGUCCUUCUGGACUUUCCGGCGCCAAUGAAGGACGAAGUUGGCGUUCCCAGCUACUGGCUCCUGGACGGCGGCUCCCUCCUUCCGGUGCUCGCCCUCGGUCUCCAGUCCGACGAUUCCCUGCUGGAUAUGUGCGCGGCGCCCGGCGGAAAAAGUCUUCUCGCCGCCCUCUCGGGCCUUCCCUCAAAAAUUGUGUGCAAUGACUUCAAAUUGGCACGUCUCGGACAACUCAAGCGCGCUCUUAUGACUUACGUGCCUGAGGAUUCUGAAGUGGGACUAUCUCUCCAUAUUGUCUCCGUUCAAUCAACUGUUUUUUGCAGACAAUCGAGAAGUUUGUGCUGAAACGAAAGGACGCGUCAGACGUGAAGACGUGGGACGAAUUCGAGGCCUACGACAAGGUGCUGGCCGACGUUCCGUGCUCGACGGACCGUCUUUCAGUGAGCACCGACGACGGAAACAUCUUCAGCACGGACGCCACGCAGCAAAGACUCGGACUGCCGGUGUUGCAGACCAAGAUUCUAGUGUAAGAUUCAAUUUCUCUGCUGAAAAAAUCGAAUUUUCUGCCCUAAUAGCACCUUAAACUAUGCUGAAUCUAUUUGGACUUUAGAAACGCGCUCCGUUCGGUCAAAGUCGGAGGAUCGGUGGUCUACUCGACAUGCACACUUUCCCCCAGCCAGAACGAGGUUUUCCCUUCUCUCCCCAUCUCCAAAAUAUUUCUUCCUUUUUUAGGCCGUCGUCGAGAACGCCGUGGCCAUCGUCCGCAAAGACUUUGGCAUCGAGACGGUCGAAGAGUCCCUGCACCAGCUGGUGUCCCACAUGACCGCGUCUGGCCUCUACCGCUUCCACGACACGCCCCUCGGCGCGCUCGUCGUCCCGUUCCUCCCGUCGAAUUUCGGACCCAUGUACAUUUGCAAACUGACCAGAUUGCAAUAG